GUGCUGCGACAGAUAGAGCAGAAGGACAAUGAAGAGGUUAACCACACCUUGGAGAGCGGACAUCUCUUCAGUAGCCUCUUGACCAACUUUGUUGCGCAUUAAAGAUGCGCCCGACAGAAGAGCUGGAUGAUGAACUUUUUGCGUUCUUCAUGACAGACACUUUCCAAUAAGCUUUUAUUUUAUUUUAUUAUUUUUUUUUUAUCCAGGCGCACAGUCAGAAAACAAGAACCUCAUAUGUAUUUCAGAAAUAAUCCAACUGUGUGUCGGCUGGGGACGUCAUCUUAAACUUAGUCUGGGGAUUUUCCUUCAGGAUUUGUCCGUUUUCACCAUGACGGUUCGGCUCUCGCGGAUCCAGCUGGCCCUGUUCUUUAUCUUGCUCUGUCCGGUCAACAUCAUCGGACUGUGGUGGGCAGUGGGCAGUCCGCUGGUAAUGGACCCCAACAGUAUUUGCAGAAAGGCCAAGCGUUUGGCGGGGAAGCAGGCGGAGCUGUGCCAAACUCAGCCUGAGAUCGUCAAUGAAGUGGCCAAAGGAGCCCGGCUGGGGGUCCGGGAGUGCCAGUACCAGUUUAGGUAUCGCCGCUGGAACUGCACCAGUCACAACAAGUACUUUGGUAAAAUACUGCAGCAAGAUAUCCGAGAAACAGCAUUUGUUUAUGCCAUCACGGCUGCUGGUGUUACACAUGCCGUGACCCAGGCCUGCAGUAUGGGAGACCUCCUGCAGUGCGGCUGCGAAGCCACCAGGAACAGAGCGCCGCCCAGGCCGCCUUCGUCCUCCUCCGGUGGCGACGGUGUCAAGUGGGAGUGGGGCGGCUGUGGCGACGACGUGGAGUUUGGAUACGAAAAGUCCAAACAGUUUAUGGAUGCGAAGAGGAGAAGGGGCAAAAGCGACAUCAGGACGCUUGUUGACCUGCACAACAACGAGGCCGGACGUCUGGCGGUGAAGCUCUACAUGAGGACAGAGUGCAAGUGCCACGGACUGUCGGGCUCGUGCACAUUGCGCACGUGCUGGAAGAAGAUGCCUCAUUUCCGUGAGGUGGGCGACCGCCUGCUGGAGCGCUUUAACGGCGCUUCGAAGGUCAUGGGCGGGAACGACGGCAAGACCUUGAUCCCCGUCGGCCAGAACAUAAAGCCUCCAGACAAGCAGGAUCUGAUCUACUCAGAUGAGUCACCCGACUUCUGCCUGGCAAAUCGCAAAACAGGCUCACUGGGGACGCGAGGGCGAAUGUGCAACAGCACAGCCAUGGACAUCAGUGGCUGCGAUCUGCUGUGCUGUGAGCGCGGCUAUCGGGAGGAAACUGUGGUGUUUGAGGAGAACUGCUUGUGUCGUUUCCACUGGUGUUGUGUGGUCCAGUGCAAAAAGUGCUUGGUCCGAAAAGAGCUGAGUCUCUGUCACUGAUGAACUGAUGAACUGAGGCCCAGAGUCGUCCAAAGACUGUUCAACUUCUGUAACUUUACGCUUUAGGUCGCCUAGUGUGAAGGAAGGAUAGACUACGGACUUCCACGGUGAUCCUUUUGUUUCAGUUUUUUUGCACCAAGCACAGUCAGACGAUAGAUUUUUCAUUUCUGUUCGCGUUUGAUUCCACUUUUGGUCAUGUGGUUCCUGGAGGUGUUGACAGGAUAUUCCCAGAAAGACAUGAGGUGUUGGCAAAAAAAAAAGGUUAGAGACAUAAAAUAGAGUACAAACACAAGGAAUCAAGGACGAGAAGAAGUAAAAUAGAGAAAUGUUUCUUUUCUGAGCUACCUAUAAUUGUUUCUUGUUUAUGGAAAAGGACCAAAGAAUGUGAAAAUGUGUAUUUUCCAUCUCGCCGAAAAGAGGAACUCAUGCUUAUUUCCCUCUUGCUUUGACCAGAUCCACAACCACUAUCAAAAGUUAAGAACACGCAGAAUGCUUCAGCCGGUUCAGUGCUGAUUUUCCUUUUGUUGUAUAAGCUGGCUAUUGAUUCACAGAGACUGUUGGGAACUGUUUUAGUAUUAGGUAGGGUAAAAUGUUUCUCUGUUUGCAUUGUGCCGUAGGAUCAUAGUCAGAAUCUCAUUGUGGCCCAAUUCCAGUCCUUACAGUACAUACAAAACCUAAAACUCCCCAGAUUUCUGUUUCAAUAUGAGCAAAACCUAAAUCUUAAGGCAAUGUCUACUGCCACAGUACUGUGGCACAAAAUAUGGGUUUGUCUAUUUCCACAGACCAAUCAAAUGUCAGCAUUUG
Messenger RNA from Sphaeramia orbicularis (orbiculate cardinalfish), 2200 nucleotides. It is a transcript of the gene wnt6b, whose product is annotated as wingless-type MMTV integration site family, member 6b. Gene Ontology annotation, biological process: cell fate commitment; neuron differentiation; multicellular organism development. Lineage: Eukaryota; Metazoa; Chordata; Actinopteri; Kurtiformes; Apogonidae. Bases 329 to 1396 code for a protein of 355 amino acids. Gene Ontology annotation, molecular function: frizzled binding; cytokine activity. The record is from RefSeq and is a predicted model, not a curated record. The transcript has 4 exons. Gene Ontology annotation, cellular component: extracellular region.